Molecule: messenger RNA, 684 nt
Organism: Acaulospora colombiana
Lineage: Eukaryota; Fungi; Glomeromycota; Glomeromycetes; Diversisporales; Acaulosporaceae
Source: the annotation of a GenBank genome assembly
AUGCCUCGUUCCUCGAAGCAAACUAAUAUCGGUGAUUUUUAUACGGGCUCGAAAGCUUCUGAUAAAGGCAAAAAAAGACGUGACAAAGAACCAAAAACCCCGAUCAAGCUCAAAAAAAGCAAACAGGCGCCCAUCAUUGAGAUCGAGGAUUCGGAUGAGGAAGACGACUUGAGGAAUGUUAGGCUUCAACCAAGUUCACCGCCACUAACAUCACCGACACUCAUACCUGACGAGCAAACCAGUGAGGAGGAAGAGGAGCCACCUAUUGAGCAGACACCUUUGGCAAAGAGUCAACGGCGCAAGGCUGCUGGUCGAGUGUCAGACCUUGAUACAUCUGACAGUGACGAAAAUGUGCCACUAAACUUGGCGAAUUCUAAAAGGAAACGUCUGUUGUCAGAGGACUCAGAGGGCGGACAACCAAAGAAGAAGCGCGUUCUUAAGAGGGGUCUGAGACCGAACAGAGAGGAGAAAGAAGUUUUGGAUGAUUUGGAUAAAAAUGGUACGGCUAUAUUUGACCAUCACUGUCCUCGUCGAUUGUAUGGACACUUUCUUGGUCAGAAUCCUCCUCAUUUGACGCGGAUUGUGAUGACGGGAGAGGUGACAUGCGGAGCCGCUCGCCUUAAUGAAACAUUAGAUUUACUCCCCGAAGGCAGACCUAUCUUACUUACGUCUUCUCUUCUCUAG